AACAAUAAUGGUUUAGAUACACAGUUUUUUAAUUAUAUUUUGUUUCGUUUCGGUCUAUAAAUUCAUUUACAGUCAGUAGCGCAGUUAAUAUAUAAAAUUACUUUCAUAAAGGUGUUUUAUCAGAAAGUAGGAAUACAUGACUUAAACAGCACCCAUACCCGCCAGAAUGGUUAAACUUGGUAACGUGCUGGUUUUGUGUGUUGCAUUUGUGACGUCAGCAGUAAGUGAAACAUGCAACGAGACGCCAUCUUGUUCAAUUUUCCCAAACCAAGACCGCGGUGUUGUGACCCUACAAGAUCUAACUCAGAAAGUGCAAUCAAAACACUGGAUAAUGAUUUACUACACGCAGUUUUCGUCCACACAGACGUAUGGUAAAUGUAACUUCAGGUGGAAUGCUCCAAAUUCCGACCAGAACGUCAAGAGAGAGUUAAUGUGCUACAAUUUUGACUUAAAGGAAUGCGAAGAUUACGAAAGGUUGGUCAAACGGAAGACAUCAGACUGCAGUCGUGGGGAAGAGAACGGUGUAAAUACAACGAUGGAUGCUAAGUUUUACAGUCAGGAUUUAGACAACUAUUUCUGGUACUACGAAUGUUAUGAGUACGACAAUGACAACAAAUGCACGACGGGAUACCUUGAUCUUCUCGUUAGCAAAACUAGAUACUCUGAUUCUGAUGAUAGUGAACUUGACCUACAAGGACUUCCCUGGCAUCUUAUUGCUUCCGACCUGAAAUACCAUUUCAACAUGGAUAUGUCGGAUGAUAAAGUGAAGUUUUCCUGGAAAGGUCCAGAAUGUGGAUUUGAUGGCAAAUUGAUCGAAACCAGCGGUACAGGAUCGGACAGGCAGAACAUCUUAGCUUUGUUAAUUGCCUUCUCCUUAUACUCGCUGUUAUUUUAGAAUAAUUAUAUUAAAGAUCCUGUAA
Molecule: messenger RNA, 920 nt
Organism: Ruditapes philippinarum (Manila clam)
Lineage: Eukaryota; Metazoa; Mollusca; Bivalvia; Venerida; Veneridae
Exons: 7
Coding region: 167-895 (242 amino acids)
Source: RefSeq, a predicted model, not a curated record